AUGAUAGUGCCCGCUGUACGUCUUGCUUCAGGCGUUGAACCGCAACAGAAAUGGCCUGCUAUGUCUGAUAAUGAUGCCCCGUCAUCUGCUAAAGCCAACACAAAUGAAGGAAUCAAAUUAAUUGAGUUGAAUCCAACACAUGGCAAUGAAGGCACAAUAGUUACCGUGGUGGUCCAAGCUUUACCGCCCCAUAUCCCCGCUAAAUUGGCUUUCAAUAGUUUAAUGGUUGACACAAAACAAUUGCAAGCUCAAGGCAUCACAUCUCUUGUAGCCACUGUACCUUCCUUCCAGCAAACACAUUCCCCAUCGCCUAAUGUCCCCAUCAGCAUCUGUUUUCUUGAUAAAGACAUGGUGACAGAAACAUGGAUUGUUGCUGACUUUGUUUACGAUUUGCAACCACCUCAACCUCAACAUGACGAAAGCAACAAGUUCAACAAGGAUUCGUCUGCUGCUUCGACGACGACACAUACGACGAUCACUCCUUCUUAUCAUCAGCCUCUCCAUUAUGAUAAGCAUCAUGCUGCCGCACCUUCUACAGCUUCGACAGCCGCUGAUUCUUUUCAAUCGAAAGGCAAUAACGAUUUUCUCAACUCAUCAGCAGCUGCCUAUCAAAAUUUUUAUUCAUCUCCCGCUGUCAACUCACCCUACGGCUUUGGAACUCAGAUCCCGAACUACCAACAAUAUGCUUAUCAGCAGCAGUCUCCAAGAGAUGUCUUUGUUGACAAAUAUGCCCAACAAGGACGUCCCCAACAACAACAUCAGCAGCAGCAGCAGCAACAUCAAGCUCCUCCUCCUCCUCCACCGACACAGUACAGCGGAUAUAAUAACUCAGCUCUCCAUUUAUUUCCCUCCGCCGGUGCGGGCGGUUUUACAAGCAUGCUAGCAGGUGGGUUAGAUCAGCAAACAGCCGCCGCAGCGGCUCAUAAUGCAGCUGCUGCCAACGCACCUACCACAGCCGCUGCUGGUCACACAAACAUGAUACCUCCCAUGACGUCUACUUAUGUUCAUCACCACCAUCAUCCACAACAGCAGCAAGCCCCACCACCCUCUUCUUUGCCGUCCGUAUCUCAAUCUCACCACCAGCAACAGCAUCAGCAGCAGCAGUAUCCACCUCAGCCUCAGCAUCAGCACCAACCACCUCCUCCCACCCCUGCUACACCGUCUCUCCAUCUCUCACAGCAUCAGCAUCCGUCCUCUUCUAGUAGCUCAACUGCAGCGACGGCUCAUCCCACCACCAGCAGCCGUCGCCAUAACAAUGCCAGUGGAGCCGGAGGGGGAGGAGGCGGUGGCGCUAUUUUCGGCUUCAAGUCAACGACGCAUACGCCUACUACUUCUGUCGCCAACUAUCAGCCUUAUCCCGGCCUUGUCAGCCGUGCCAACUUGGAUAUUAUGGGCGAUUUAGACAGCAUGACCAAAAGCUGGACCAACGAAGAAUGGGAUCAUCGUCGUCGUCUUGUUCAAUUUUGGCGCGAGCAACAUGGGAAUAAAAUCACGACUCAUUUCCAGCCUGUACCUCAAGGUGAGCGUGCUUCCAACAGCGGUAACAUAGUCGUUUCUUGCAUUUAUUGGAUGGAACGAAACGACUUUUUCAUCACUUCUGUUGAUUGUAUCUAUUUGCUGGAAUGUUUGAUGGACAUUCGUUUCAGCGUAGAAGAAAAGAAUCGUAUCCGAAGAAACCUGGAAGGCUUCCGUCCUAUGACCGUGAGCAAAUGCAAAGUCGACAGUGCCGAUUUCUUCAAACUGAUCAUGAGCUUCCCCAAUCCUAAACCUCGGAACAUUGAAAAGGAUGUCAAGGUCUUUCCAUGGAAGACAUUGCCUUACGCUUUGAAAAAGAUUGUUACCAAAUAUACUGCCUCUUCCUAUAACAGCGUUCCUCCUCCUUUGAUUCCCACAGCUUUUCAACAACAACAACAACAACAGCAACAACAUGUCAGUAGUAGCAAUGGCAUAAAAACUUCGGUCGUCAGUACGCCGACUACGUUACUUCCGCCUACGACACCUACCACAGCCACGCCGUCCACCAUGACGACAUCUACACGUCAUCCUACCAUGAAUGCUGUCACAGCAGCAGAACAUCCAUCCACCAGCACGACGAUGCCUGCGGUUGCUGCUGUCACUGCUGCUACGACAACAACGACAAGUAUGCCCUCAGCGAUGACGGCGCAAAGCAGUAGUACGGAUCCUUUCUAUCCUCAACAACAUCAUAACACGUAUCAAGCACAACCUUAUUCUCAAGAACUUUAUGGCACAUCUUACUAUAACCAACAGCAACAGGAACACCCACCCACAAAUAAUGCUGCUCCUCCUCCUCCUCCUACUACUACUACUACGACUAAUACGACGACGGCUACUACCGAUACGACGACGAAAACAACAAUAGAGAGCAGCAACAGUGACGAUCAUACUACUGCAACUACUAAUAACCCAAAUACCAUGCACAGCAACACAUCUAUUCAUCCUACGGCUGCGGAUGAAUCAUCCGCUCACGUAGAGGCAACCAACAUGCAUCCCUCUUCCGACCAUGAUUUGCCUUCCUUGAAAACUGAACUCAAUUUAGCACCUUUAAUGACCCAUCAUGAAUCGCAUACACCCUAUUCAUCUCAUCCUAAUAACGAACCAACGAAUUAA
Messenger RNA from Mycotypha africana, 2628 nucleotides. RefSeq lists its product as uncharacterized. The record is from RefSeq and is a predicted model, not a curated record. NCBI's taxonomy places the organism in Eukaryota, Fungi, Mucoromycota, Mucoromycetes, Mucorales, Mycotyphaceae. The coding region runs from base 1 to 2628 and encodes 875 amino acids. Gene Ontology annotation, cellular component: nucleus. The transcript has 3 exons.